AUGGUAGUGGGCACCAACUGUGACCAACAUCAAAUUCUUGAUUUUACUUGGUGCGCGUGGGACGCUAACGCUCGCAAAGGGUCGCAGGCCAGACAAACUGUAGAUCUUGGGUACGAAAUUCCUAUCUCCCCGGUGCGUAAGAAGGCGGUAAUAUGUCUGCUCUUCGCAUUCAGCAUAGGGCCAAGCCAUUUAGCACCAUGUGUAGAGGCGGGUCUGAAGGAACUGACCGGCCAGCCCGGCGUAUCAAGUGGUGAAAAGGCUGUCCAGGUGUCGACUGCGCUCGCAUAUAUUGUGAGGACUUCACACGAUCUCAGACUUUCGGUCCUGACCUCUGCAAUCAAGCCUGUUCAUGCCCCCCAGUCCUUGAAUGUUCUUAUUAUGUAUCCUCUCCGAGAGUCAUGGGCCAUCAAAGUCCUGAUUCUUACGCCACUCACCUUGCUACUCCUUUCCUUUUUAUGGUUAACGAGCACACGAUACUAUUCGGAUCACCUUGAUGUCGUCCCACACUAUGAGCCUGUCUCCCACGACGAGUUCGUCUCCCAGAAACACCACCACAACGCUUCCUCGACGUCAAAAAAUGCCUUUGCCACUUUCUUGUCAGGGUAUAAUGGAACCGAUUCGGAGAAAUACUUCACCGCCGUGAAGCUCCUCACAUACCAGCUAAUUCACGACCCGCCAACCCGAGCACGAAAUGGUACCCCAUUCAUUGUCUUGGUGACCAAGGACGUCGAGCAGGAAAGACAGGACAUCCUCCGACACGGCGGUGCGACGGUCAUCUCAGUUGACGACGUGGAGCGAGACUGGUUUCAACCCACGACGUCUCGGUGGGAAGGGGUUAUGGCCAAGCUAAACCUCUGGUCGUUGACUGACUACGAGAAAGUUGUCUUUGUCGAUGCCGACACAGUGAUACUGAAACCUAUGGAUGAAAUUUUCUCGAUACCAGCCACCGAUAUAAGAGACUCGCUCCCUGCUCCACCCGAAGCCAUCGAUCCAUUAGCCAGCAUGUCUGUUACACCACCACAAAAAUACAUGAUGGCCGGUAUUCACGACAUUUGGAUCGAAGCGAACAAGAAGCCGCCGGAGAACGAGACCUUUUACGAGGUAGACAACUACAUGAACGCCGGGUUCUUCGUCAUCUCCCCAUCCAAGGAGAUGUUCGAUUUCUAUCUCUCGCUCCUUGAAAACCCUGUCCCCUUUGACUUGAAUUACCCGGAGCAGAAUCUGUUGAACUUUGCACAUCGAACCGAUGGGCAGAUGCCGUGGCAGGUCCUCAAUACCACUUGGAACGAUAUUACGCAGCUCAACCCUUCGUAUGAUCGGAACGCUCGAUCACUUCAUCACAAAUGGUGGGUUGAGUUACCCGAUAAACCCAUUCAGGAUUUUAUCAAGGGUGCUAUGGAAAGGAUGGAUGAAACAGAGGCGGAUUUUGCAUUUUGA
Molecule: messenger RNA, 1437 nt
Organism: Talaromyces rugulosus
Lineage: Eukaryota; Fungi; Ascomycota; Eurotiomycetes; Eurotiales; Trichocomaceae
Exons: 2
Coding region: 1-1437 (478 amino acids)
Biological process (GO): protein N-linked glycosylation
Molecular function (GO): glycosyltransferase activity
Source: RefSeq, a predicted model, not a curated record